Funneliformis geosporum is the source of this 172-nucleotide messenger RNA. Lineage: Eukaryota; Fungi; Glomeromycota; Glomeromycetes; Glomerales; Glomeraceae. The record is from the annotation of a GenBank genome assembly.
AUGAAUACUCCAAAACUUUGUAAAAAUUAUCUUAAAAAAUGCCCAUACUUUUUAAGUCAAUACUCAAAGGAAGAAUUAACAGUUAUAUUUUCAGAUGCUAAUAACGACAAUGAUGACCAUUCAGAAAUAGAAAUUUCUGAAUCAACUACAAAACAUGCCCAUAUAAAAAAAA